Molecule: messenger RNA, 2109 nt
Organism: Prorocentrum cordatum
Lineage: Eukaryota; Dinophyceae; Prorocentrales; Prorocentraceae
Source: the annotation of a GenBank genome assembly
AGCGCCACCCCCGCGCGCGCGACGCUGCGGGGGACAGCGCCGCCGAUGUCCCGCGGGCCGCCCGUCGCGGCGCCGGGCGGCGGCGCUGGGCACAGAGCCAGAGGCCGCGCGGCGGCUACCGGUCCACCCGCGCAGGCGCGGGGCGCGCGGGGCGCGGGCGCGCCUGGAGGCGCGGCCCCAGAGGACGCGCGGGCUGGCAUAUCCAGGGAUCCGGCCGACGAUGCGGACGGGGCGCACAGCCGCGUCUGCACGAGCACCCUCGAGAGACACCGCUUCCACCCCGAGGUCGUGGCCGCCACGCAGCACGCCUGGCAGGGUUUCUCCGCGAGCUUCCCCUCCAGAGAGGUGGCCGGCGAGAGGCUGUACUCCAGCAUCCUGCGCGGCCUCCCCGAGCUGAAGAGGAACUUCGUGACGCCCAGGGGCGUGCAAUCCAUGCGCUUCCUUGCCAGCAUCGACUCCCUGGUGUCCCUGUGCGGCAGCGAGAGCGAGCUGCUGCAGUUCGUGGAGAACCUCGGCUUCAUGCACCUGCACCUGCAGGUGGUCACGCCGCCGAGGGUGGCGGUCCUCAGGGACUGUGUCGUGGACCUGGUGGCCCAGCAGCUGGAGGGCGCGCUCUCCCAGCGGGCUCGGGACGGCCUUGCAGCGCUCCUCGACUACGCCGGCGGCGCGAACAUCUACGUCAGGACCUCGUACGCCAAGCGCCUGGAGAUCUUGGAGGAGAGCUGGGCGAUCGCCAAGGACCAGGGGCGUGACCACCGCCAGCUCCAGGCCAGGGGCGCCGAGGGCGAAGGCCACGAGACCUCCUCCUCCCCGGAGAGCUCGUUCGAAGAGCGUAUGGCCGUCCAGAGCCGCGCCAGGGCCCACCAGGACCAGACCCGCACCAAGGCGACCUGCCUCGGCCGCAUGCGGGGCUUCCUCUGGAGCGAGGCGAGCGCGAUGAAGGAGGCGGCAGAGGAGCUCGAAGAUUAUGCGAAGCACGCCGUCAACCACCGCAACAGCAGCCCCGACGUGGGCCUGGUGGGCCACGUGGGCCGGCUGAGCCACGGGGAAGUGUCUGCCGGCAAGCUGGCGGCCAGCGCGGGCGAGGGGGUGGGCCGCCGGAGCACGGUGCAGAUCCAUACCACCACCUUCGACGAGAUGUUCGAGGUGAACGCCACCGUUAUGGGCUGCGGCAAGGACACGAAGAUUUGGAUGAGCGACGUGCUCGAGUCCUUCGAUGCCAUCGUCUCCAGCAUCGCGAGCCUGAACCGCCUCAAGGAGGAGAUCGCGGUGGUGGCCCUACGCAUGUCCAAGCACCCGGAGGCCAGCUCCGCCAACCUAUCCUUGUUCAGGUCCUGCAUGCUGGCGGCCCUGCGCUCCCUGCUGCCCAAGCAGUGGACCUCCGCGCACGAGGAGGCCUGGAUAUGGAUGUGGGACAACGUGUCCACGAUGCUGCGGCAGAACAUGGGUUGCCUCAAGGAGUACGUGCGGCGGCUGUCCUCGCACUUCGACGCCAUGGACGAGGAGCGUCGGUACGGCUUCCGCACGGACAUCUACUCGAAGUUCUUUGAUCUCGCGCCCAGCGGCCAGGACUUCUUCAAGCAGUCGAACACGCGGCUGCACUUCAUCGCGGAUCGGAUCCUCCAGAUGACGGUGGAGAUUUUCUUGCAACCCAAGGCCGUGCUCUCGGAGAUCUCCGCGCUGGGCCUGCGGCACGUCGGCUUCGGCAUCCCGACGAGGCUGUUCCCGCCGUUUGUGGACGCGUGCACGGCCGUUAUGUUGUCCAGCUCGACGGAUGCGCCAGUCAACGAGGCGUUCCGGUGGUCCCUCUCGCUGAUCUCGCAGAUCUUGGUGCGGACCAUUGGCGAGGGCUCUACCGUGGUGAUGCAGGCCAUCAACCACAACUCGGCCUACAAGCUGCAGAGCGCGAUAGCCGGAGAGCCGCGAGCUCGGCGCUUCCAGGCGCUCCUGGACGUGCACGUCGGGGAGCAGCACAUCUCGCCGCUGGAGUGGGCGAUCGAGAGCGGGAGCCUGAAGGUGGCGGACGCCAUCUUGACAGACCUUCUGACCAUCCGCGCCGAUCGGUCGCGGUAUUACUACGGCGUGGACGAGCUCUUCGAAAGGCCGACA